AUGAAAAGUACUACGUUAACCAAAUUCUACUGUAAAACAUUACAAUGUACCAACUUUGUUGGCAAGUUCACAACAUCUGUUAGAAAAUUAGUCCAAGAAGUGGAGUGUGGAGAUCACACCCGUGAAGGUGCUAUCCAAACCAACGAACGUCUUCGUAAUGUAACUAGUAAAGUAAGUGAAUCUUAUAGCAAAGUUAAAUUGUUCUUAACAACACUUCAUGAAAAGUACGAUGCUUCCAAAUCGGAACGAAAUAUCUUCCGUCGAUAUGCUUUAUUUAAAUCAAUGAUUAAGGAAGUGAUUCCGCUAGACGCUCAGUACUGGAGGUUGGUGACCAUUCCCAAACAAGAUAAACAGGAGCAAGUCACCACGUAUGUCCUCCGCGCAUGUGCAGCUCUGGAAAAGAUAACUGAAGCUAGACCAGCCGAAGGAACGAAAACUCAGUCUUCCAAACAUGGCGAGGACGAAGCUCGAGACAGAGAAAAGAAAGCUAGGUUUGACGGAAUGAGUAUUGAAGCUAUUGAAGACGAAAAUCAGCAGCUCAUUAACGACCUCUACCGUCUUCUGAAGAAAUAUACAAACCUGCGGAAUAUCGUUCAUGAAUUGAAUCUAGCAUACAGAGACGCGAGACUUUAUCCUAUUAUACCUCGUUAUACCAUGCUAAAAGAAAUGAUAAAAGACGUAUUGAGAGACCCAAACUAUAUGGAGGUAUGCCACGAAGACGUGGGGAAAAAUUUGUGAUUAACGCGCUUCAAAUUGAUCGCUGAGACAACGUCGCUGGUCGUGUCAGGAAGUUGCCGCCAGAAGGACACGCAAAUUAAUGUUUUGUUGAUGUUGUUUUCAGUCUAUCUACUUAAUGUCUGUGAUGUUUGGCAAAUUCGUGCAGUUUUUUUGUUUCAAAAAUAACUUUAAACAGUAAUAAAUGAAACGUUAAGAAGGUCAGCAUCUAUAUGCAAGGAAACGCGUGUGUAACGGCUUAUAUCUAAGGUAACCCAUUAUGAUUUUCUGUUUAAAAAAAUAAUGCCGGCUCUGUACUCUAAAAA
Molecule: messenger RNA, 1040 nt
Organism: Limulus polyphemus (Atlantic horseshoe crab)
Lineage: Eukaryota; Metazoa; Arthropoda; Merostomata; Xiphosura; Limulidae
Exons: 4
Coding region: 1-738 (245 amino acids)
Source: RefSeq, a predicted model, not a curated record